Lethenteron reissneri (Far Eastern brook lamprey) is the source of this 1435-nucleotide messenger RNA. RefSeq names its product zinc finger protein 239-like. Gene Ontology annotation, molecular function: RNA polymerase II cis-regulatory region sequence-specific DNA binding; DNA-binding transcription factor activity, RNA polymerase II-specific. Gene Ontology annotation, biological process: regulation of DNA-templated transcription. The record is from RefSeq and is a predicted model, not a curated record. Lineage: Eukaryota; Metazoa; Chordata; Hyperoartia; Petromyzontiformes; Petromyzontidae.
CUCCCACUUCAGUCAAAUUUCUUGCUGUGGUUGUCACGCCUGAUGAUGAUUGCUUGUGUUGCUGUGAGUAUACUAGUGGGGGUCUACUGAUGAUGAUGAUGAUGCUGUGAGUGUAAUAGUGGAGGUCUACUGAUGAUGAUGAUGAUUGCUUGUGUUGCAAUCGAAACGUCGUGGUUUUUAUUUUUUGUAUCUUUUAUUUUCUUUACCUACGGGACUGUACCGAAAGAACCAAGAGUAUAGUGUGAGGCUAGCCCCUUGGGUAUGUGAGCUCGGCAAACAACGACAACGACGUGAAUAUCGUUGUGAACGAGACAAGUGCGGGGUCCUUAAGGAAUAUUGCAUAGCAACUCAAUCACAUGGAUCAGACACACUCGGCACAACCUGAUGCUAAAAGACACCAAUGUGGGCAGUGUCUGUACAACACGGAUCACAUUGGCAACAUGAAGAAUCAUGAGAGAACACACACUGGAGAAAGGCCCUUCAAGUGCCCCACGUGUGGGAAUGGAUUUUCCGAGGCAGGAUCUCUUAAUGUUCAUCAGAGAACACACACUGGUGAGAAGCCCUUCAAGUGCACUGUGUGUGUGAAAACAUUCACAAAUUCAGGAAAUCUUAUUAUUCACCAAAGAACGCACACAGGCGAGAAGCCCUUCAAGUGUACUGUGUGUGGGAAGGCAUUUACCCGGUCAGGAUAUCUUAAUAUUCACCAGAGAACACACACAGGCGAAAAGCCCUUCAAGUGCACUGUGUGUGGGAAUGCGUUUAACCAGUCAGGAUCUCUUCGUAUUCACCAGAAAUCACACACAGGUGAAAAGCCCUUCAAAUGCACUGUGUGUGGAAAGGCAUUUACAUGGCCAGCAGAUCUUCAUAUUCACAAGAGAACACACACAGGCGAGAAGCCCUUCAAGUGCUCUGUGUGUGGGGACACAUUUAUAAAGUCUUCACAUCUUCGCAAUCAUCAAAGAAUACAUACAGGAAAAAAACCCUUCAAGUGCACUGUGUGUGGUAAAGCAUUUGCACGGUCAGGAGUCCGGAACAAGCAUGAGAAGAUCCACAAGGAGAAAAAAGUAAAAUCACCAAGUGAAAUUCAGAGUGUUGCUAUGAGCUUAUCUAUCGUGAAACAAGAACCAGAAGAAAAAUCCAGCUUUGCAUCGUGGCCAGAAGUGAAGGUGAAAUGUGAAGAAGUGAAGCUGGAAUGUGAAGAAAUGAAGCUGGAAUGUGAAGAAGUGAAAGUGAAAUGUGAAAUAUUAAAGGUGAAAAGUGAAGUGAAAUGUGAAGAUGAAGAUUCGACUUCAGGACCCAACCUCCAGGUGCAUGGUGGCAACGUGAAGCAGGAGGAGGAUUCGGACUGUAAGGGAGAGGGAGGCGAUCCCCAGAAGUUUGUGGAUGUGGAGGUGUGGGUCGACUUUUUGGAAAAAGCAGAAUAGGAGGGCCCUGC